This is a messenger RNA of Aspergillus clavatus NRRL 1, 897 nucleotides long. RefSeq lists its product as uncharacterized. The transcript has 2 exons. Bases 1 to 897 code for a protein of 298 amino acids. The record is from RefSeq and is a predicted model, not a curated record. NCBI's taxonomy places the organism in Eukaryota, Fungi, Ascomycota, Eurotiomycetes, Eurotiales, Aspergillaceae. Gene Ontology annotation, molecular function: oxidoreductase activity.
AUGGCAUCCGCAGCCGUCCAACCUCCAACCACCCACGAGCCUCUGGUCCAGACCACGACUACACUCCCCGCUACCAACGCACCCCACCAUGUCCAAACGACCCUUAACUUCCUCAAGGAGAACGAGGAUGGCUCUCCUCCGGUGCCAAGCUACGCGGGCAGACCAGACACCUACUAUCGACCCUCGGUAACACUGCCCGUGACCGUCCACGACGUAAGCGGCCAUGAGUCGGAGUAUACGUUGGACAAGAACGGCCUCCAGUUCUACUAUCACGAGAGCAAGGAGAAGGACUUCAUCGAUGACGAUAUCAUCAGCGGGAUUACUACCUCGAGACCGAGCAGCUGCUCAAAGACGCGUAACACUGGUGCGUCCCGCAUCGUCAUCAUCGGCCACAUCAUCCGCCGCCAUGCACAAGACGCUGUUACGCCGGCAGGAUACCAGAACGCCCCCGUCCGGAGCGUGCACAUCGACCAGUCGUACGCCGUGAUCAAAGGGCGCGUCAGCCACUACUUCCCCGAGGAUGCCCCCGAGCUUCUCAAGGGCCGAUACCAGAUCAUCAACGUCUGGCGGCCCAUCAAGACCAUCCUCAAGGAUCCCCUCGCCGUCGCCGACUCGCUCUCCUUCCCGGACGACGACCUCGUCCCGACCAAGCUUGUGUACCUGCACCGCGUCGGGGAGACAUACUCGGUCAAGCCGAACCCGGGGAUCAAGUGGUACUUCCGGUACGCACAGCCGCCGGAGCUGGUGACGCUGUUCAAGUGUUAUGAUUCCAAGACGGAUGGGCGGGCACGACGGGUGCCGCAUUCUUCGUUUGUGGAUCCGGCGACGGAGGGCGAGAAGGUGAGGGAGAGUAUUGAGACUCGGGCGCUGGUGUUCCAUCCGGAGGAUCGUGAGUAG